UAGUUUUUAAAUUAAUACCAACAUAACAAAAGAUAACAAAAAAAACAUUUAUGGAAUAAAACCCAUAAAAAAAACUACAAAAGUAAUAUUUAAGGCUAAAUAUGAAAACCACUUGUUCUAAAAACCAAUCAUCAUGGAAACAAAAUAAUCAAGGGCUAAAUAUUCUUAUACGGUACAUUAGGGAGUACGGUAUAAGAAUAAGAGUCGCACCCUAGCUGUCCUUUAAGAAAACUUAGAAAAGGAUGCAUUCACUACCCGCCCAGUUGAACCCGAGGGCUGUUUCGAUGAGAAUGGAGGUGAAGAGGGGGCGGAAUGAUGAAGAAGAUCUGUUGGGUAUGAAUGGUGAAUCACAGUCACGUUUGAAGCUUCUCCGCCGAUCAUCGACGUCCAAGAUACGUCUAUCAGAUCGGACUGUAAAGCUGUUAGAAGAGAAGGUAUCCUUUCCAAAUGUAUCCAAGUGUCGACUCAAACACAUCAAAGCCUCAAUCUUCACACCCGGCUUCUGCUUCAGAGAUGCUUACGAAUGCCCCGACCCACGUGCUGUAAGUAAGGAAUAUAGGAUCGGAUCAUAUUUUGACACCCAAUGCCAGGUUUAUUCCGAAACCUUCGUUGAUAUGCCCAAAGCCGAGGUAGGCAAACAACUGGAUGUUUUAGAAUUGCUAGGGGAUGGUGACCUCUUGAGGUUCAGCACUAGUAGCCAAAACGUUCCUAGCAUUCGGCCCACAAAAAGUUCCGAGGGUUUGUGUAAAGGUUUUAAAAAAACAAACACGGGUGGAUCGGGUGAUGGUAGAUGUGAUGUUGAAAGGAUUCAACGCCCCGUGCUCAGGCGUUGUGCUAAUGUUGUUGGGGGUGGUGGUGCCAUGGCCUGUACCACAAGCACAACAACAACAGGCAAAACAGAGUUUGUUAGCAUGGAAAGAACCCUGAACCUAAAGGGUAAACACGUUAUGAUUUGUUGUGUGUUUGUGCCAUCAAUAUGGUGUUCAGAAGACGGGCUCCUGGUUUACCACACAGCCUUAGCUUCUCAUGAGCUGGCUAGAAGAGAUGACUUUGAGCUGGUGGUUGUGCCAAUGAUGAGGGAGGGUUUCACUCACUCUCUCUCUGCCUAUCAACACUUUUUGUCGGGAUUUUCCUGCCUUGCUGUCCCUUUCCAGGACUCUCAUCGGCGUGAGUUCAUUUGCUCAUCACUCGGGUUUGACGGUAAGCUUGACUGUUUGGUUCUAGAUCCAUCCCAGGAGGUGCUUUACCAUGGUCCGCCCCUCUCUUUUCCAUUUGUUGGAGCUGCGCAUGAAUGCUUUCCCUUUACUCCAGAUAGAGAAUGGCUUUUCCUAAGCAGUAAGUAUAAUCGGGAGAAUCGCUCCCUUGGUGAGCUAUUAGGCCUCAGCGACACUGAUGUUCUGUACAAUAUUGAGUAUCUUGCUGGCGGCAGGUUGAAGGAGGAGGAUGGUCAUAGCAUUACUAUUUCUGAGCUUAAACAGAAGGUUGUGGGGGUUUACAUUCACUGGGAUGGCUUGGGACUGAGAUUGGACUCACUACUUACUUGGGAAGCUGUUCAUGCCGCGCUUGAUCCCGAGUGCAAGAUGGAUAUUCCUGUGGAAAAGCUUAAGGGCAAGAUUGUUGUUCUUUAUCUAUACCAAGACUCGCAGAAAUGUCUGGCUGAUAAACUGGCUGCGUGGUAUAAAAGAUAUAUUAAGGGAUGGCAUUCAAAUGUUGAGGUGGUUGCUGUAUGCAUAGAUGUGGACAUGAGAUUCGGCGCCAUGGAUGAGGAAUUCAUGGAUAUGGGUUGGUUGGUAUGCUGUGCAGACCCAACCAAGGCAGCCAGGCUCUGUAAAGAAUACUUUCAUCCUCGCUUGAAGCCACGCGAGGCUCUCGUUGCCUUUGACGAAGAUGGCCGGAUUGCAUCUUUGGAUCCUAACCACAUUUUCCAAUGUAAAGAUCCUCCCUUCCACGGCGAUCUACGUGAAGAGAUUUGUCUGAAGGAUUUUGAAGAUGCUGGGUAUGAUUACAUGCCGCAUUGAUUAUCAAAGGGGUUUACCGUUUACGUAUGGGAUAUAUUUGAUUUUGGAGUUGAUGACCAUGGAUAAUUAUAUAGCAGUAGUAGUUCAAUUAGAUGAUCCUAUUUAGUUAUUUUGAUGGUUUAAGUUUAAUUAUUGUGGUUUCAUUUUAGUUUGGUGAGGGUACAUCUCUGUAAUCACCUCAGAAGUUCCAUGCAUUUUACUCUUUACAUGGACUAGGUCCUUAUACUAUCUAAAAAUAUUUAUGAUGUGUUUGGUGAGCAAUUUAGAUAAGAGUCUUCAUCAUCUAAAAUAUAGAACGGGGCACAGG
Molecule: messenger RNA, 2325 nt
Organism: Cuscuta campestris
Lineage: Eukaryota; Viridiplantae; Streptophyta; Magnoliopsida; Solanales; Convolvulaceae
Source: the annotation of a GenBank genome assembly